Molecule: messenger RNA, 1248 nt
Organism: Menidia menidia (Atlantic silverside)
Lineage: Eukaryota; Metazoa; Chordata; Actinopteri; Atheriniformes; Atherinopsidae
Source: the annotation of a GenBank genome assembly
AUGGAUGAUUUAAAACCAGUGAGCGAGGCUGGUGGAAAGAUGACCUCCUUGGAACAGGUGGGGGAGGAGGUGGUCGGCCAGGCGCGCUGUCCAUUUGAGUCCGGUCAGUCCAACGUUGGGCUGUUUGCAGGAGGAGAUUUCUACUCAGCCACCAUGACAGAUUUUUUGGCCAGCGAUGCCGUCAUCUACCGAAGCCUGGGAGAGGGCCGACCUGUUCUCAGGACUGUCAAAUAUGACUCCAAGUGGCUCCGAGAGCCUCACUUCCUGCAUGCCAUCGAUUAUGGUAACUACGUCUACUUUUUCCUCAGUGAGAUUGCAGUGGAGUACACCGCCCUGGGCAAGGUGGUGUUUUCCCGCGUUGCCCGGGUUUGUAAGAAUGACAACGGGGGCUCUCCCAGGGUGUUGGAUAGAUACUGGACUUCCUUUCUGAAGUCUCUCACCAACGUGCUGCAGAUCAACCAAAGACCGGCAGUGGUUGGAGUGUUCACCACUCAGGGAAACAGUAUCCCAGGCUCAGCCGUGUGUGCCUUCUACAUGGAUGACAUCGAGAAAGUCUUCAAUGGGAAGUUCAAAGAGCAGAGGACCAGUGACUCGUCCUGGACUCCGGUGCCGGAUGAGCAGGUUCCCAGGCCCAGGCCCGGUACUUGUGCGGGCGAUGGUCCAGCUUCAGACUACAAAUCCUCGGUUCAGUUCCCUGAUGAGAUGCUUACCUUCAUCAAAUCAUAUCCUUUGAUGGAUGAAGCCGUCCCCUCAGUCAACGACCGGCCCUGCUUCACCAGGACAUCCAGCAGGUCCAAACUGACCCAGAUAGUGGUGGAUGUUUCAGCCGGGCCCUAUAAGGACAGAACAGUUAUGUUCCUGGGCUCAGACGAUGGCCGAGUCUUAAAGGUUUUGGCAAACACGCAUCCAAAUGACAGCUUUGGAUCCAAACUCCUGGAGGACAUCAACGUCUACAACCCAUCAAAAUGCAACGUUCAGGGUCAGGAGGACAGGAGGGUUUUGGGACUGGAGUUGGACAAGGACCACCAUGCCUUGUUUGUGGCCUUCAGCAGCUGUGUCAUCAGAGUUCCACUCAGUCGCUGCACCCAACACGGAGCGUGUAAAAAAGCAUGCCUGGCCUCUCGUGACCCAUACUGCAUCUGGCUCCGCACGGGGACUUGUGCCAACAUGACGCCGGGCUUCAAAAUGCUUGCGCCCCGGUGUGCAGUCCAGAGCAGGAAGGCCGUGGAGACAAAAACAACAGAGUAA